Sesamum indicum (sesame) is the source of this 1594-nucleotide messenger RNA. RefSeq names its product LisH/CRA/RING-U-box domains-containing protein. NCBI's taxonomy places the organism in Eukaryota, Viridiplantae, Streptophyta, Magnoliopsida, Lamiales, Pedaliaceae. Gene Ontology annotation, biological process: proteasome-mediated ubiquitin-dependent protein catabolic process. Gene Ontology annotation, cellular component: GID complex; cytoplasm; nucleus. Gene Ontology annotation, molecular function: ubiquitin protein ligase activity. The record is from RefSeq and is a predicted model, not a curated record.
GGUGGGUAUACCUCUGCCUCUUGUCUUUUGAGUUUACGUUUCUAGUUUGUGUCUAUCAAUUACAUGCGAUUUUGAUUUCUUUCCCCAAUUUCACCUUUCCAGCUUUUGCUUUCUCGAUCUGAAUAAUUAUUUGUGGUUAUCAAUUGUGUAAACAACUAUUACACUGAGGUGCUUGAGCAACUUAAAAAUGGAGUUGAAUUCCAUCAAAGAUGCCUUUGACCGUGUUACAAAGAAGCAAAAACUAUCAUCCUCGAAAUCUCAAGAAAUAAUUGAACAGAUUGGGCAAGAAAUAGAACAAGCUUUAUCAAGAAUACAAUCUGGAAAAGAUUCUGCAUCUCCAUCUGAUCAUAAAUUGAUCCUGAACGAACUAAAAGCCAAGUUGAAAGAAAUGGCUCCACUCAGCCAGCUGGAAGGGACACAGAAGGAUUUAAAUAUUGCGUUGAGCAAGUAUCCGAAGCUUCUGGAUAAAUCUUUCAAUCCUGACAUUUCGAAGGCUUACCGUAAUAUUGAUUUUGAUAUCCACACUGUUAAUCAAAUAAUUGCAAGCCACUUCUACCGCCAGGGCCAAUUUGACCUUGGUGACUGUUUCGUGGAUGAGUGCAACGAACCAGAGGCUGCAGAAAAGAAAGCCCCUUUCUUGGAAAUGUUUCAAAUACUGGAAGCCAUGAAAUCUCGGAAUCUGGAGCCUGCUCUGAAUUGGGCAACAAUUAAUCACGAGCAACUGUCACGAAAUGGGUCCGACAUUGAAUUGAAACUCCACCGCCUUCAGUUUGUGGAAAUCUUGCAGAACAAGGGCAGAGAUGAAGCUCUCAAGUAUGCUAGAGCCUUUUUGGCUCCAUUUGCUGCCAAACAUAUGGCUGAAAUCCAAAAGCUUAUGGCUUGUCUGUUGUGGGCCGGUAGGCUUGAUUCCUCACCAUAUGCAGAGUUGUUAUCCUCCAUACAUUGGGACAAACUGGCUGAGGAAUUCACACGGCAGUUCUGCAAUCUUAUUGGGCAAUCCUAUGAGAGCCCAUUGAGCGUGACAAUUGCCGCUGGAGUUCAAGGAUUACCUACCCUUUUAAAGCUGAUGAACGUGAUGACUGGGAAAAAACAGGAAUGGCAGUCCAUGAAACAAUUACCCGUGCCAGUUGAUUUGGAUAGGGAGUUUCAGUUCCAUUCCGUAUUUGUGUGUCCAGUUAGUAGAGACCAAGCAAGUGAAGAGAAUCCUCCCAUGCUGUUGUCAUGUGGACAUGUAUUGUGCAAGCAAUCCAUCACCAAGUUGUCCAAAAAUAACAGCACAAGGCCGUUCAAGUGCCCUUAUUGUCCCUCUGAAGUCGAAGCAGGUCAGUGUAGGCAGUUGUAUCUCUGAUCCCACUGGAAAAUGUAAAAUGGUUGUAUUGAAGCUUUUUACCUCUUUGAUUAUCCUCCCUACCUCCACUCGGAUAACAGAUCAUAAGGGAGAUGCUCCUCCAUUGAACAUACUUCAUGAACGUAGGUAAACUGUAUCAUUUAGAUUAGAUCUUGUUGUGAUGGUAUGGUUGCUUAAUGUGUUCUGGACUGGACUUGGAAGGUUUACUGGUGGAUGAUUGUAAAUAAAUAUUCUUUCCACAUGAAA